UUAUCAAAACAAUGAUGCUGGUUAUCGGUCGCAUUGCUAGAAACAAUAGACUCGACAGGGUUGUGCAUACAGAGUAUUUCUACAGCACCAAGGAAUAAACGAGAAACAACCCGUGUUGAUUUGAAUUAAUCGGAUGAUACUUAAUGAACAACGCAUGUUCACAUCAGGUCUAAAUAAAUGUCGCUUAUGUAGAAAGAUUCAAUAAGCUUACAAUUAAACAAAUCUUAUCUGGAAGAACCACAACACAGAGGCCUAAAAAGUGUGUGUUUUAGUUCGGAUGUGCGUCUGUGCAAGGAGAAGAAAGGAAACAAAUUGACUGCCUGCUGCUGUCGACGAACCCCACAACUACUAGUGACCAAAUUGAGGAAAAUCUAACGCCGUCAUGUGCAAUAGGUGCAGUAGGUUAUCCUUGAGCAACGAAAACAUUAUCAGGACCUAUGACGUAGUAGGAUUACCCGAGACAGCUUAUCAACAAGGAGAAACCGAUUCCCAACUAACGUUUGAACGACACAGUUUUAUUUUUGUCACUAAUAUGCAUGUACCUGUGUUCGUGCAUUACCAGUGGGACGUAUUAGUAUAAAACGGUGCUUAUGUGAAUAUAAUUAUUGAACACGGAGGAUAUCGAAUCAGCAGCAUUGGGUGUUUACAAAUAAAUAAUUCUAAUUUUUAUUCGUCAUCGCCACCGAUCAGCCGCUUGUAGCUUCGUAGCCAUUGUCAUUUUGGGAAACCGGAUGGCAAAAAGAGAGCAGACGAACAAAGACCAAGUGAACGCGUUGUAACGCUGAUACAUCUAUUGCAAUAGUGAUCGUCUGGAGGAGUAAGCGAAUAAAAAUUGGUCAAUAAGAGCAGGAAAGUACCUUCACAGCUGACGGUCGCCUACCCAACACCACAAUAGCAACGAUACAAGAGGAAAAGUGAACCUGUAAAUAUACAAACACAUUCGUGUGUUUCUCAAUGACUGUUCUGUAUAUAUAGUGAUAAUGUGAGACUUAGCCAAAAGAAAGGAAAGAAAACUUAGGUUCACCAACAACAAAAACAUAGAAAGAAUAAGAUAGCACCGAGGGCUCCGUCGUCGUCUCCCUUUACAUCAAUUAGAUUUGCUUUCUUCGCUGCUGGCUGCUACGCGUCUUGCCAGUUGAGAGAUAACUGGUUAAUGCUUCACUUGCUAUAGAACCUUAAAGUUUAUCUCCCUUUAUCUGGAAACGACUGAACCCAUGAAUCGAUGAGCCCCAGUUCGGUCCACUAACGAGCGGAGUAACCUGCCCCUUGACGAUACUUUUUGUAGUUGAAACCAUUCCGCGGGCGAAGCGCAAGCCAAUCGUAAUAAAUGCCUCAAUACGUUCAGUGGUAGCCGUUGCUUUUUUGGACUGAUUUGUGCCACCUCUGGAAAAAAGAGUGAAAAACUAAGCCGCAACCAUGCUGUACGUUUUUCACGUCGAUACCGGCCGGAUGCUCAACUUUGAGAUGAGCAAGGCUUUGGAAAACGUUCGUUCCCUUAAGGAAACUAUAGAACGGCACUAUGGUAUUCCGAGCAUCAGCGUAGUCCUGCUGGUCAGCGGCGGUGAAAUGCUGUUGGACAGCAAUCGAGUGUGUAACUACACGGCCGGUACAGAUACCAAUCCGAUCUACAUGUUCAGCACCUGCCUGUUGGAUGUCAAGAAUCAACCUCCUCCGUGGCCUAGUAUAGAGACUGAGAACGACCUGAAAGCUCAGGUGGAUAGGUGCCUUGAGCUGCCAGCCACGUAUGGUACGGUUGUGACGCGGGCUACGUUGGCCCAAAAAAUCUACGAAAUGGCCAAAGAAGAGGCUAAAACCUGUGAAACGCUGGUCCAUGAACAGCACCUUCAGCAACAGGGUUGGGCGGCUGUCGUUGCCAACAUGGAAGACGUGGUGAACGAGUUUCAGGAAAGAGUCGCCGACUUCUACCGACGAUACGAGGAGCACCGGCAGCGGUACAAGGAACACGUCGAUAUUCUAUCUUCGUUCGAUAAAGAUUUGAAGCAACUGUCGGAGAUUCCGAUCCUGUCCAGUCUGAUGGAAAAUGCGGACUCGCGCCCAUUUGGAGUAUUCGAUGAAGUGUAUGCUGAUGCCUGUAAUGCGGCUACUAGCACAUCAUCGGGUAGUGCUAAGCUGAGCGGCAACGAGUCAACAAGUACGGGAAGUGAAAAUAUACCUCCCAGCGAAGAAAAUGUCGUUGAAAAAUCAGAUGGAGCCUGUGCGGUGGCCACUACUAACGAAACAAAUAUAUCCGAGAACGAAAAGAAAAUAGGAAUUUCCCUAUUGGAUUGGAUUUCAGCUGACAAAGGGCAGAGUGCACUGAAACGUAUGGCCAGCGAAUGCCUUCGCGGUCUGGGGCAGUUUGAGAACACCGCCAUGCAGAAUCUGAAAGAAAGUGUUGACAAGGCUGUUGAGCUGUCCCAGAGGGAGGACAUGAAGGAAAUUAAAGGCCUAGAAAGACGACUGUGUGACUUGGAGCGGAAGAUGUUCGAAGCCAGGAAGCUUGUCCAGGAUCAAAAUGAGCUGGCGCAGUCAUUCCAGCAGAAUCAGAACCGCGCUAGCACGCUGGGUGAUACGUCAAUACUACCGGACCUAUGCGCUUCACAUCGGAGCCAGCUGCUGGUGAUGCUGAAAAAUCAGAAAGAACUGCACGAGAUUCGACGGCAGUGUUCCAAAUCAAAAGACGAAUUGGGCAACAAUCUGUUUCUCCGGUUGAGUCGAUUCAUAAUACCCGUGGAGACUAAGGUGUAUGAAAUUGACAACAGUCUGUUAUUCUACCACACUUGUCUGAAGCGCCUGCAGAAACAUUUGGGAAUAAUAGAACAAAUUCAUAUGGCGCCCAGCAUGUACGUUAGUGCCGUCACGGAAGUGGUCCGUCGAAGAAUGUUUUCCAGUUCGUUCCUACGAUGGGCUUCCGAUUUAGCUUGCCGCCUAAUGACAAUAUACAACGAAGAGGUCAUGCGACGGCACGAAUUUUCCUCUCAGUUCGAGGGCCACUUUCUUAGUACGCUGUUUCCCGGAAUGGACGACAUGCCUCCGACCUACGCAAUACAGGCGCCAUCGAUUUUCGAUUCUAGUCUACCGGCUUUGAACAAGCAUGAUCUACAAGAGCUCUCGCGGUUCCUACCCCAGCUAACGGAAAAGAUCCAACUACCGAAUAUAGAUUCUGUGAUAGAUUUCUUUUCAUCUAGAUCGGUGGAUGGAACUCAAAGUAAGAGCAGCGGGCUGCAAGAGUUCCGAGCGGAAAUGGGAGAGGCUGUAAGCGCCUCUGGGAGAUCGAUCAACGAUGAGAAAACUUCGGAUUCAGCUAACAAUGCACAAUUACAAACGAAAGAGGGCUGCGAAUCUGAAACUGACACGGAGGAGUUUGAAAAAGUCGGUCAAAGCCCGGUCGAUCGCCGUCGAAAGUUACGCCCAAAGGUGGAAACGUGCAGUUUGGCCACAUCGACCGAACAAGUGCUGCUCACGAGCGCAGGAACACUGACAGAGGAAAACCUCGGUACCACCCGGCUGGAGGUCGAGAAGCUCAAAUCCAUCCUGCGUAAUGUGUACCAACUGUCUCAGUCUUCGAUCUCAUUUUUACGAGAGCAGCUAGCGGCUCUCAAGUCGGAAAAUGUUGCCCGCCAAGCCGAUUUCCGCAGUAAACUAGAGGCAAUCAACAAGUGCUGGACUGUUAUACAGGAGGAAACCCGUAACCGCGAGCGGGAGACGAUCCAACGGCUCACCGUGGAUCACGAGCUGGAGAUGAACGAUCUGCGAAAGAGCAUCCACCUAAAGGACGAUGAAAUUCAGUCCCUUCGAUCGGAUAAUGCAAUGAUGAAGGCAAGCCACAUUGACACGGUAUCUAAGUAUGAAUGCGAGAAAAAGGAACUGAACGAGAAGAUUGACGAAAUGAAGGAAGUCGUUAGUAGACUGGAAAAGCAAUUGGCCGAUGUCGACGUGGAUAAAAUGAAGGCAAUUCAAGAAGCCGUGGAACAACUGGAGCAUAAGCACAAAACUGAAAUCGAAUCGCUACGGUGUAGAUACAAGCUAAUGACAAGCAUGGAUAGAUCGCCUUCGGAUACCAGCUUGGAAAAGAUUGAGAAGCCAGACAUGAUCGAUAUUGCGAGUCAUGAGCAACUGCUGGCACAGGCUAAGGAGGAUUUUAAUCGGGAAAAGGAACGUGCAAUUAAAGCAGCAAUCUAUGAGGAAAGGCAACGAUGGGAGUCUGUACAAACUUUGAGACCACAAUCGCAGCGUUCACUGGCCAAUUCACCCGGGACGCCAACGGGGAGCAGCGACAUCUAUAAGAGAAUCCUAGAGGAAAAAGAACGACAGUUGGAUGAGCUGCGGGAUAAGGAGGUACUUUUGCUGAAAGAAAACCAACGGUACAAGGAAACCAUUCAAUCACUGACGGAUCCGGAGCUGUGCUCCACUCAAACGAAUUUUAAAGAGCGGAUCGAGUCACUCGAACGGGACAAGCAACAGUUGACUAAAGAGCUGGAAAGACUGCACAACAGGCCGCUUGCCAGUGGUGGUGUUUCGGUUCAGUCUUGUUCUAAAGGAGAUACUGUGCUGUUUGUCUUCAAUGGCACAUACGAUCAGUACACAAUCGUGCAGAAUGCGCCGGUGCUGUAUUUUCUUCAUGCCGAUAGUUAUGCGGCGUUUAACCUUUCGCAGCUAGUACCGGGCAAGGUGCCAAAGAUAAUCCACUGCAUGGGCACCGUGCUGGAUAAAGAAUACUGCCAUGCGCGUAAGGAUGAGAACCGAUACAAGGUGUCCCGAGGCACACGGUUCUACCGGGUGAAAGUCAAACCGAUGCCAAGUAGCAGUAGCAGUGGAACUAGUACCAGCAGCAGUACAUCGAAAAGUGUCGAUCCGGAUAAGCACUCCCACAAGAAGGAAAGAAGUAAAAUGUCAGAACUGAGUCGCUCUUCGUCGACGAUUACCGAUCAAAGCAUGACAGCUGGGACUCCUGGGCUUCUGAUCGAUUCGUUCGCACAAACCGAACAGAUAAUCUCCCCUUUGAUGGAAGAUUCGGCAAUCCAGAGUAGCACUAGUCGAGAUAUGAUCGAUUCCGGUGUGGUGGAACAGCAGAAAAGUACCUACAAAGAACGCAACAUCAGCGUGACUGACGAAGAGGACAUCGUGUACAGUGUGAGUGGCAGUGUGGACGAAGGAGAUCAGCAACAACACCAACUUCGCUUUCAAAGUGUCUGUGAGGAGGAGCAUGAUGAUCCAGCUGAACAACAGGACAGCAGCAAUAGUAAUACGACGGUGACGACGGUAUGGUACAAUCCAUUCCCGAUAAUCACUGAAGCAGUCGAUGUAGUUGAUGGUGCCAUGAUGAUCGCAAGUACUCUCAGCACUAGUACCGGUAGCAUCGUUGUAGAUACACCCACCGCCGCCUCCAUUGGAUCGACCAAUACUGGUUCCAUCGGUACACUCAUUGAUGAAAUCAAUACAGCAGCAAUGGCUACACUGACGGUAGCUUCCGGUGAUCCACUGUCGGACGACGUGAGCGACUCGGCUGAUUCAGAGUACCGUUCCCUCGAGACCAAGGACGAUGAUAGUGAUCUGCUCAACUAUUGCACUGAGUAGAAUGAGUGCGCUUGGCUAACAUAGGCAUAGGAAUGUUUUCGAAAUGAUUAGUUCGCGUGAUAUCGUAUGUGUAAUUUGUUGCUAAGAGUUCAAGAUUUACUAAUUGAGUGUGCUAGCGAAUCAUAUCAAACAUAUUUGACUCAUAAGCCGUACAGUGGGUUAAUU
Molecule: messenger RNA, 5742 nt
Organism: Ochlerotatus camptorhynchus
Lineage: Eukaryota; Metazoa; Arthropoda; Insecta; Diptera; Culicidae
Gene: Atg17
Product: autophagy-related 17
Exons: 14
Coding region: 1417-5577 (1386 amino acids)
Biological process (GO): positive regulation of protein phosphorylation; autophagy of mitochondrion; piecemeal microautophagy of the nucleus
Cellular component (GO): phagophore assembly site membrane; Atg1/ULK1 kinase complex
Molecular function (GO): molecular adaptor activity; protein kinase binding
Source: RefSeq, a predicted model, not a curated record